AAAAUUGAAAUAGAAAAACAAGCGUCCUUCACUUGACUUUCACACUCCAUUGUCAGAACAAAGAAAAUGUCCAAACUCAGAAAUCUGAAACAACCAUAGUUCCUAUAACCACCACCUCUUCCACAUUCACUUCAACAUCAAUGGCUUCAGCAUUGGAAUGUUGGUCGAGGCGCGGCAACAACAACAACGAUGAAGACAUGGUAGAACAAGUCCUCAUGGAAACCAACCCAUCUUCACACUCACAACCCAACCACAAAGACUCUUCCAUUAUCCACAAGAAGUUCAACAAACUCACUCGCAAUGUUUCUGAAGCUAUUGCUUCCCUCAAAAACACCCUCAAUAUUAACCUUAACCUUGAUUCUUCCAAACCCGACAACAACAACAGUUCUCGUACUAGCAACAAUCUCGUUUGGGGAACUGUUGUUCGAAACUUAACUCAGCUUUACCCUGGUAGCCAGCUUCCUGAGAAGCUCAUGUCCAACAUUCGUAAACACUAUGAUUCCUUGCCUCCUAGUUAUUCUCAGGCGGGAUUUGAUGUUAAAGAUGUGUUUCUUCACAUCAAGUUAAUUGAGCAAGCUUUGGAAGAUUCACAGGCCGCGAUUUUGAUUGAUGAGGAGUGUGAUGAUGAGAUGCAGCUUCAGGGGUCUUUGUUCAAGUUGACAUUUGCUUGCAACUCUCCGAUUUCAUGGCCUGCAAUGUCGAGUGCGUUGGAUAGUUCCUCCAUUUGCUGCAAGAAGAUUCAGAUCUUUGAGAAGAAAGGCCUUACCCUUGGAAUUGUGCUUUUACUUGUUCUUUCUGGGGCUGGUCAAGAUAACUUGGUAAGGACCCGGGUUGAAAGUGCUCUCAAGUUUGCCAUGAAGAAGCCUAAAGGUAGUGUUGUGAAGCUUCCUUUUGGGCUUUGUGGAUGUCAAGAGGAGAAUUUCAAGGGGAGGGAGCUUGGAGAGAUUGAAGAAGAUUGUAGCGGUGUAUACUGUGAAAAUUCGAGUCAAAAGAUUCAGCUUGAAAUGCCCUUGCCUAAUUCGUCCUUUCAUGUAUCGGUAGACGAGUGGCAGACUAUUCAGACAAAUGCAGAUGAGAUGCAAAAAUGGUUGUUGAACUCGGAUAGUCUUGAGUUUUUGGAACAGAUUGGACAAAAUUCGUAUAAAGGUGCCUACAUGGGGAAAAAGGUUGGCAUUGAGAAGCUUAGAGGGUGUGAUAAAGGAAACUUGUACGAGUUUGCACUCAGGAAAGACCUGCUAGAACUGAUGACAUGUGGACAUAAAAACAUUUUGCAGUUUUGCGGUGUUUGCGUAGAUGACAAUCACGGGUUAUGUGUAGUGACAAAAUUCAUGGAAGGUGGAUCUGUCCAUGACUUAAUUUCAAAGAACAAGAAGCUUCAGAACAAGGAUAUUGUAAGAAUUGCAGUUGAUGUGGCUGAGGGGAUCAAGUUUAUGAAUGAUCACGGUGCUGCAUAUAGAGACCUUAAUACUCAGAGGAUUCUGUUGGAUAGACAUGGGAGUGCUUGCUUGGGAGAUUUGGGUAUAGUCACUGCCUGCAAGAGCAAUCAAGAGGCAAUGGACUAUGAAACCGAUGGUUACCGAUGGCUAGCUCCUGAGAUAAUCGCUGGCGAUCCCGAGAGUGUCACCGAGACAUGGAUGAGUAAUGUUUAUAGUUUCGGGAUGGUAAUUUGGGAGAUGGUAACCGGUGAAGCAGCCUAUAAUGCAUAUUCACCUGUACAGGCAGCAGUAGGCAUUGCAGCUUGUGGCCUUAGACCUGAGAUCCCAAAGGACUGUCCACAAACUCUAAAAUCUCUAAUGACAAAAUGCUGGAACAAUACCCCUUCAAAACGCCCCGAAUUCUCCGAAAUUUUAGCGAUAUUGCUGCGAGCAACGAAACAACAACAAUAGAUAAAUUUUGUCAGUCAUUGUGGAAUCUAAUAUGUUGAUAGUAAUUGAAGGGAGUUUCAUACACAGCACAAUCAUGAAUCCUGUAUGCUUUUUUGUAACCAUAAUGAAGGUGUAAAAAUGUUUCAUUCCUUGUUGAACAAUUUUGUACUUUUUGUUUUAUGCUGUCUUUGCCAUCAUGAAUCUACUAUUUUCAUGUUUUGUGAUGGCAACAUGAAUGAUGGAAAUAUUUAAAUAGUGUCAAAUUGUUUUGCUAUGAGGAAACUAGGAUUUUUGUUUUGUUUGUUUAGUGCGUAUCCUAAGGGUCCCAUUUGAGAUUAUGUUUCAUUAGAUGUGAAACUGUCAAGGUCACUGUCUCUCUUUUUCAUGAGAUA
This is a messenger RNA of Vicia villosa (hairy vetch), 2257 nucleotides long. RefSeq lists its product as uncharacterized. Lineage: Eukaryota; Viridiplantae; Streptophyta; Magnoliopsida; Fabales; Fabaceae. The record is from RefSeq and is a predicted model, not a curated record. The transcript has 3 exons. The coding region runs from base 141 to 1886 and encodes 581 amino acids. Gene Ontology annotation, biological process: protein phosphorylation. Gene Ontology annotation, molecular function: protein kinase activity; ATP binding.